Molecule: messenger RNA, 3164 nt
Organism: Cyclopterus lumpus (lumpfish)
Lineage: Eukaryota; Metazoa; Chordata; Actinopteri; Perciformes; Cyclopteridae
Gene: calcoco1b
Product: calcium binding and coiled-coil domain 1b
Exons: 11
Coding region: 18-1451 (477 amino acids)
Source: RefSeq, a predicted model, not a curated record
CACAGCUUCCUAUUACCAUGGAUAAACCGUCCACGGUGGUGUUUCGAAAUGUGGGGCAGCUGUACUUCCCCCAAACCAGAGUAGAGUGCCACUACAGUCUUACCUCUGACCACCGGUGGAGCAGCGGUGACUGGAUCGGGAUUUUUGAGAUGGGCUGUUCCUCGGUGAAACAGUACUACACUUAUACAUGGGCUGUUGUUCCUAACGGCUACACUGAGGGUACCAGUAUCAACUGCUAUGUCCUUUUCCAGGCAUCCUACCUGCCCCGCUCCAGUGCUGUGCAGUAUCAGUUUAUAUAUGUGGAUUCCAUGGGAGAGGUGUGUGCCCGUAGUCGCUCCUUCACUUUCCGUGCUCCCAAGCCGCUGGAGGAGCUGGAGACUCUGAAAGAGGAACAAGAUGAGGAGGAUGGAGAGGAGGAGCUGCUCAUAGUCAUCCCCAGGGCUCAGCUGUUGCAGAGUCAGCUGGAUGAGUGCUUUAAAAAACAAGCCAAUACACAGCAGGCUCUGGAUGAGGCAAAAGAGGAGACAGAGAACGAGAAAAGCAACAGCAACACAGCCAUGGUGGAGUGGGAGCGGGAAAGAGAAGCAAUGAAGGAGGAGCUCUCAGAGCUUAGAGACAACUUAAGACUCAACUGUGAGAUGUUAAAGAAGAUGGAGGGAAAACACACGUUUCAGGCAGAUCAUGCCUCCAGAUGUCUUGGGCAUGGGGAAUAUAGUCAGGAACAUCUGACAUAUGAACUGAGUAAUCUCAUGGCUGAAAAAGCUGAGAGCCAGCAUCGAAUUAAAGACCUGGAGGAGGACAUCAACAUCCUGAAUGACAGGAAGAAAGAGGAAAACAGCGACCUGGAAAGGCUGAAGGAGAGAGUGAAGAAAAUGUCCAGUCAAAUGAAACAUGAUGAGGAAACAAGAAAGUGUCUGCAGGUGGAGAACCAGGCUGCCCUGGUGGAGGUACGGGGGCUGCAGGAGCGUCUGGAGACGAGUGAGCAUGCAGCCGAAGGCCUGCGGAGGGAGCUGAGAGAGCUGGGCACCCGUCAAGGCCAUACCCACACUGAGUUGCAUCAAGCCCGGCUGCAAGUGGCCCAGCUAACCCUGCUGCUGUCUGAGGAGAACCUGGUCCUCAGGGAGGAUCGUGCCAACUGGGCUCUAGAGAGGGAGGCUUACAAACAUGCAGCAGAAACAGAUUCAAAUAGAUUUCAAGAACUGAGCUGUGAGGUACAGAGGAAGGAAGAGUGGCUCCAGGAGGAGAGGAUGGAGAGGGAGAAACUAGAAGUAAAGCUUGGGCAAGAGAGAGAUUGCAAUCGAGUACUGCUGAGUGACACUAAGCAAGAGCUACAGGAUCUGAAGGCCAGUGUGAGGACAGCCCAGAAAGAACGAGAGGAGCUGCAGGUGGACAAACAGGCAAGGGUCCACACUAGACUACAUAGACAUCUUAUAUUAAUUUGUAAGAUAUAGCCUAAUAAGUCUUUCAUUCAAGAGUAUCAAUUUUACCUCUCUAAAAAAAUCAUCAGUUUUGUUUAUGCUUUUUUCUCUUUUUUCUUUUAAAUACCCGAUGCAAUUUGGAACCAAAGGUGCACUGACUCAGGGUGGCCUCAACUACAGUAAAUAAGUUUGCAGUUUUCAGGCAUACUAUGUCAGAGUAGUUGAACUUUACUGCUACUACACUACAUUUUAGAGAUACAUAUUGUACUUUUGCCUAUUUAUUUGUGUUUGGUUAGAAUGAGCUCUUCAUAGAGAGCAGGUACUCUUCCCUGGAGCGCACCUUGUUGCACCAACAUGUUUCGACAGUAGCCGAGAACAGACAAACCAAAAGCUUCUUGCUUUUUAACGUUAAGGCAGCAGUAUGAAUUUGGUGCCGCAAAUGCACCUGAAGUCACCAUAGGUUCUUCUACAAACUUUGAAAGGGAGCUAUGAGUGUAUUCAGUAUGCAAAUGGGCCAUUCGCGAAUUUGCUACUUAAAUUAUGUUUUAUUGCUAAGACUUUAUACUUAAAAGUAUUCCUACAUUGUGAGGUUAUUAUUAUAUAUCAUUAAAAGAUCUGAACAUGUCCACCGUUUACUGACAAAAUAUAGCAGAGUUAUAACAAUAGUGUUGAUAAUAUCUUUAAUUACAAAAAAACUAAACUCAACAGAAGAUAAGACAAUACCAUUACACCUUUUUAAAUUCAAAACCUCACAAACUUGCUUCAACAUUAAGUUAUUAUUUGUUUUCUUAAAAUCUCCCUCUGUGGGUUUGAAAUUGGACACCCACAGUACCUGAUGAACUACAUCCGUCAGUUAGAGCAGAGGUUGGGGAUUGUGCCAGAAACUAAUUCAAAUGGGGAAAUUCCCACAUGGAUCUGUGAGUAAUGAAGUCUUUGUAUGCAUCACUGCCAUUUCACUGCACUGUAAUGUGUGCCAAAGCAGAGCAUCUAUACUGAUUUUAAACAGCUCCUGACUGAUCAAUCUGUUCGCCUCUUUUCCUGUCCACUCGGCUGCAAUGACUUAACAAAGCUGAGCUCCUUGCUGCUGAUUUGCAUCCAAAGCAAAGAAGACACACCAGCCUCUGACACACAGGGUGUGACGAGACAGCGCUGUGAGCCCCCAGCUGGUGGAGGGAAGCUGCUGAUGCUACCACAACCCGUCAACCCCGUCCUGAGUGAGCUGGCCGACUCCCCCAUGUGGUAAAAAAGAAAGAAAGAUGGACGGCAACUUGCUGGUUUACCACUGCAAUGCAAGUUCAUGCGGCUCAUAAGGAAACCUUUCAUGCUAUUCUAUUACUUUUUUUUAGCUUUUCAUGUAGAAAAUUGCCUUCACUAAGGUCAUAUUUAUAGUGCAGAGUCUUAAGUGUCUGAAAAUGUUGUGUAUUAGUAUGCCUAAGAAGCAGAUGUUCAUAUGCAGAUACCAAUUGUCUAAAAAUCUAUUUCAGUUUAUUUUAGACUAUUUUUAAUAAUAAAUAAUACUAAUACAUAUUUUUAGCUGAUUUAAAUGUAGAUAUGUUAUAGUUGUUUUGAGAAAAGCUUGGAUUUAACAGCCUACGUCUUGUUUUGGUGCCAUAUCAGCCCCAUAACUUCUGCAUAUGAGAGUGAAUCCUGAACCCCUGUUGGGUGUGGGAAAGUGUGAAAUGUACUGCUGCACCUUGUUGAGCAUGAAUGUUAAUUUAUGAUAAUUGUAUUUAUUGAUCUGUGCUU